Messenger RNA from Meloidogyne enterolobii, 684 nucleotides. The record is from the annotation of a GenBank genome assembly. NCBI's taxonomy places the organism in Eukaryota, Metazoa, Nematoda, Chromadorea, Rhabditida, Meloidogynidae.
AUGAGCGAGGAUCGAAAAAUUGCUGAAUAUGAGGGAAUUAAAUAUUAUUCAGAGGAAGGUCAGUGGUAUCGUUUACUUCCAAUUGGAGGAGGUCAAGUGCCUGUUGACAUCAAAAAAGCUAAAAGGCGUAUAGAAAUAAGCCUUCCUCAAGAGAAUCUGCUGGAUGUAUUCAAAUUUCUCGACUUUGAUCAAUUAUUGACUUUCCAACAAACAAGUUUUUAUUUCAAAAAUAUUGUUGAUAAAUAUGGAAAGGAAUUAGCUAGGAAGAAAUUUGCAAGGCUUGAAUUUCUUUCCAAAUGUGAAAAUGGUGAAUUUGUUAAAAUAGAAGAGCCUCAUCUUUAUGAUUUUGAAUUAAGUAAACAGCUUAAGAAAAAGUGGAUACGUGGAAUAGAAGAGUCAAUUCCAAUGUUUUUAAUACGUUCUGGUUAUAAAGAUGUAGACACUGUUGUUUGUGAAUUGGAACAGAAUAACAAAGGGAAAAAAGGUUAUAAUUUAUUAUUUGAGCUUAUUAUAGACCGGAGCGGGACGGGAGUGCGGAAUUUUGCGGGAAUAUUUUCGGAUGAGUUCCGCACUCUUUUUAAGGACUUCCGCAUGCGGGAUCCCGCAAAUACAAUUUUGCUGGUCUCUACUAUUUUAGUAAAAAUAUGCCAAAAUUCAAAAAUUUUUUUGACAAAAAAUUUUUGA